UAUUUUUCUUUUCUUUUUAAAUACUUCAAUCACAUGUGAAUAAAUAACAUACAAUUUCUUUCACCAUUAUAACAAUUUAAGACGUAGAAUUUGGUAAGGGGCCGCGCGGACGCAGGCCCCCACUAUCACAAAUUAUGACGUACACUCUCCCACUUGGGGAGAUGUUAGGCGAGCACCCCUCCCGAGUGCAAUGGAGGACACCCGCCUAGGCCAUGAACCUUCAUGAUCGUUCAUAGACCCCGUCCAGGUAAGUAUGGUGUCUUUGUAUCUCUCCUUUCGCUUUAUACUCCAAUCCCUUUUCUCUUCUCUUCUGCUCUUUCGAUGUGGGACAACUGUACCUCUCAACGUCAUGUUUCUCUCAUCUCACCUCCCCUGUCCCUUCGAUAAUCCAAACCAACCCGGCAAGAGAACUCUCUCUCUCUCUCUAUUAUCCGUUGAUCGUGUUUUAUGUGAACGUUAGCGGUGCUGUGUGAUGGUUAAGCGAGACACUCUGGGAGAUACGUAUGGAGUUUUUUGAAUGUAAAGGAACCUCUUAGAGUGCUGGUUACUGGAGCUGUAGGGCACAUAGGUUAUGCUCUUGUUCCAAUGAUUGCUAGAGGACUAAUGCUUGGUCCAGACCAGCCUAUAAUACUCCACAUUCUCGAUAUUCAAUCUGCGAGGGAGCCCUUGAAUGGGGUGAAAAUGGAAUUGACCGAUGCUGCCUUCCCACUUCUUAAAGGCAUUGUGGCAACUACUGAUGUUGUCGAAGCCUGUAAAGGCGUCAACAUCGCAAUUAUGCUUGGCGGAUUUCCUCGAGAGCAAGGAAUGGAAAGGAAGGAUGUAAUGUCUAAGAACAUUUUGAUUUACAAGACCCAAGCUUCAGCCUUGGAGCAUGCUGCUGAAAAUUGCAAGGUGCUAGUGGUUGCUAAUCCUGCAAACACCAACGCCCUCAUCUUGAAGGAAUUUGCUCCUUCAAUCCCAAAGAAAAACAUAACUUGUCUUACGAGACUCGAUCACAAUAGAGCGCUUGGCCAAAUUGCCCGAAGGCUAAAUAUUCAUGUCAGUGAUGUGAAAAAUGUCAUCAUAUGGGGCAAUCACUCUUCAACUCAAUAUCCAGACGUUAACCAUGCUACUGUCACAACCAGCCUUGGUCAGCAACCCGUUCGAGAACUUAUCGCUGAUGAUAAUUGGCUAAAUGGCGAGUUCAUUACAACAGUACAACAAAGAGGUGCAACCAUCAUCAAAGCCCGAAAACGAUCGAGUGCACUAUCUGCUGCUAGUGCUGCUUGUGAUCACAUACAUGAUUGGGUCCUUGGCACUCCCAAGGGAACAUGGGUAUCAAUGGGAGUGUACUCUGAUGGGUCUUACGGGAUCGAUCCUGGCCUUGUGUACUCUUUUCCUGUUACUUGUGACAAAGGAGAAUGGAAAAUUGUGCAGGGGCUCAAGAUUGAUGAGUUUUCAAGGGCAAAGAUGGAUGCCACCGCGAAAGAGCUCUAUGAGGAAAAAGAAUUGGCCUAUUCAUGCCUCGAUCCACAACAAACUCAAGCUUUAUAGACAAAAUUGAAAGAAGAGAUGACAAAAUAAGAAUAUUGAAUUUAUAACAUUUGUGAGUUUAUGUUGUUGAUUUGUUGUGGAGACAUUUUAUCAAUAUUAUUGAAAAAAUAAAGUAGUGAUUUGGGAACUA
Messenger RNA from Malania oleifera, 1663 nucleotides. RefSeq names its product malate dehydrogenase, cytoplasmic-like. Lineage: Eukaryota; Viridiplantae; Streptophyta; Magnoliopsida; Santalales; Ximeniaceae. The transcript has 8 exons. Gene Ontology annotation, biological process: oxaloacetate metabolic process; tricarboxylic acid cycle; malate metabolic process. Bases 586 to 1533 code for a protein of 315 amino acids. Gene Ontology annotation, molecular function: L-malate dehydrogenase (NAD+) activity. The record is from RefSeq and is a predicted model, not a curated record.